This is a messenger RNA of Centropristis striata (black sea bass), 963 nucleotides long. It is a transcript of the gene atp6v1f, whose product is annotated as ATPase H+ transporting V1 subunit F. Gene Ontology annotation, biological process: proton transmembrane transport. Gene Ontology annotation, molecular function: proton-transporting ATPase activity, rotational mechanism. The transcript is spliced from 2 exons. Gene Ontology annotation, cellular component: membrane; proton-transporting V-type ATPase, V1 domain. The coding region runs from base 248 to 607 and encodes 119 amino acids. Lineage: Eukaryota; Metazoa; Chordata; Actinopteri; Perciformes; Serranidae. The record is from RefSeq and is a predicted model, not a curated record.
UGACAGUCAGCUGACCUUUGCAGACUCCAGACCAGAACCUGAACCCUGCAGACUCCAGACCAGAACCUGAACCCUGCAGACCGGAUCCAUCACAGACCGGAUCCCCGCUGAUCAAAGGUUCGAUCCCCGCCUGACCCGGAUCCCCCUGGUUCUGUAUCUGUCGGAUCCUCCUGGUUCUCCGUAAACCGGAUCCUCCUGGUUCUCCGUAGACUCCAGACUCUCUGUGCCGAUCAGAAGCAUCGAUCCGAUGGCCGGACGCGGGAAGCUGAUCGCGGUGAUCGGGGACGAGGACACCUGCACCGGGUUCCUGCUCGGGGGGGUCGGGGAACUCAACAAGAACCGCAAACCGAACUUCCUGGUGGUGGAGAAGGACACCAGCAUCACGGAGAUCGAGGACACCUUCAAGAGCUUCCUGUCCCGUAAAGACAUCGGGAUCAUCCUGAUCAAUCAGUUCAUCGCCGAGAUGAUCCGCCACGCCAUCGACGGUCACAUGACCUCCAUCCCCGCCGUGCUGGAGAUCCCGUCCAAGGAGCAUCCGUACGACGCCUCCAAGGACUCCAUCCUCCGCCGCGCCAAGGGCAUGUUCUCCGCCGAGGACUUCAGAUAGAUGCUAUAUAACAAUAACAAUAAUAAUAACAAUAAUAAUAACAAUAACAAUAAUAUUAUUAAUAUUAUUAUAUUAUCUAUAACUGUCUCCAUCAUGUUCUCCGCCGAGGACUUCAGAUAGAUGUUAUAUUAUUAUUAUUACUAUUAUUAAUAUUAAUAUGAUGAAAGUAUUAUCUCUAGCCGUGUCAUGUUGUUGUUGUUGUUGUUGUUGUUGUUGUUGUUGUUCUCUUCAUUCCUCUUGUUGUUCCUGAUGAAUCUAAAGUUUUUCUCUGAGAAAACAUCUCGAUGUUUGAUUGUCGUGAUUUUGUUCCAAAUGUUUAACUUAUAAAAUAAAAAUAAAAUAAAUGUUGUUGUUGA